CCGCUUGUACUGUGACAGAUGUGUGCUGAAAAGAGACCACCACUGCUUCUUCACCGGCAGCUGUGUGGGGUACUUCAACCAGCGGCGUUUUGUUAUAUUCAAUUUAUACACGUGUCUAAGUGCUGUGCACGUGCUUGGACUGCUACUGCAAUAUCUGGAGAUACUGAACGGUCCUACAAUGGAAAGACUGUUGACUUAUAUCUUCCCUGUUACGGUCUAUGAAUGGUACGUAGGCUAUAUGCCAACCUCCACAGUACUAGUGGUGCUGGAGGUGUAUGUGUGUGCUGUAGCCUGUAUCGGGUGUGGUGGGCUGUUUGGCUGGCAGAUUAUGAUCAUCAGGGACGGACAGACGUCUUACGAGGCUGUCAAGAACAUCAAGAGAUACAACUUCGGUCGGAUCCAGAAUCUACGUGAAGUCUUUGGGCCGUACUGGGGGUUGAAUUUUGUGUUUCCCGUGUGGACCAAGCAGCCAGGGAACGGUAUUGACUGGACCCACACUAAGACUGUGAAAGGAUACUGACAAACAUGCAUGGGGGUCGUUCUCAUUGCCAUGUGCAAAAUGAUAUAGCAAGACUUGAUACGAAGCAGAUUACUUUUCCCACGAAAGAUACACCACAGCAUUAGUAUUGGUUGAUGGCUUGUAUGAAAUUAUAAUCACUUGUGUUUUAUCACCCCCAAGAGAUGUGGGGUGUAAAUUUCCAUGGUGUAAAUCGGCGAAUCUUUCAUAACUACUGAGGACCUAAUACAUUGAAGGCAAAUACGUACUAUCUAAAGCAACAUUUGAAUUAUAUGUGUACGAUUGUAGUAAAGGAAAUAUUUGAAUGACUGUAAUGCAUUGAUUUUUGAAUGCGUUCACAAACGGGUCAAGAUUUCGCUCGGAAUCAUAUAUCAUCACCAUGUUGUGUAUUUCCAAGCAGACGUUUGGAGUGAUGAUCUCCAAGCAGAUAUUUCGGGUGGGCGCUUAGCAACAAUACCUCCAAGUAUGUUUCAUAACCAUUUUGGGCCUAACAUGAAGCCCAAACGUACAUAAAGCAACGGUUAAGUUACAAAUGUACGACUGUAGCAAAAGAAAAAGUCGAAUGACUAUAAUGCAAUGUUUUUUUUAAACACCCUAUCCCAUAAUACACAAUAUAACUAAUUCAGAGAGGCUUGUAUCCUACUGACACUUUUUGUUUUGAAAACAGGCGAAAAGUCAUGUGCGCACGGAUGUAAUCCAUAAAAUCAAGAUAGUGAACUAUCUCUUCUCUGUGUAGAAGGACCUGUGCAAGAAGUACGAGGUUUUCGGCUACCCAAUGUUGGUUCUGCUGGACGCCUCGACCGGUGAGCCCGAGAUCGUGUGGAGGGCAAUGCUUUUCCAUAGAAGAAAUAAACAACCAUAUCUUAUCUGUCGACUGAAUUCGUGUACACGUGCAAACCCUUUGUGGGCGUGGCCUCUAACCAGCUGUCAGUCAGUCAGCUUUACCCAAAGAUCAAGGCGAUACUCUGAUUGGCUAACAGCUGGUUAGAGACCACGUCUACAGAAGUGGAAACUUCAGCCCGGUUUAGAAGAGCCUCCCCAUUUUAUACUAGUAAUUUGUAAAGGCUGCGGUCGAGGCUCUACAUAGCAGAAUGGAGCAUAUGUACCACUCCUACAGAUAAAUAAAUAGCACAGUGUAACAGAUUGUAGCAUGUUAAGGUUAUUAUUCAAUAUCACUGAUGUAUCAAAACUAUCGAAG
Messenger RNA from Branchiostoma floridae (Florida lancelet), 1715 nucleotides. RefSeq names its product probable palmitoyltransferase ZDHHC24. The coding region runs from base 179 to 520 and encodes 113 amino acids. Lineage: Eukaryota; Metazoa; Chordata; Leptocardii; Amphioxiformes; Branchiostomatidae. The record is from RefSeq and is a predicted model, not a curated record. The transcript has 4 exons.